This is a messenger RNA of Aspergillus puulaauensis, 273 nucleotides long. RefSeq lists its product as uncharacterized. The transcript has a single exon. The record is from RefSeq and is a predicted model, not a curated record. The coding region runs from base 1 to 273 and encodes 90 amino acids. NCBI's taxonomy places the organism in Eukaryota, Fungi, Ascomycota, Eurotiomycetes, Eurotiales, Aspergillaceae.
AUGUCCUCAAAACAAACCAACACGUUUAGUCCCGCUGGCGAACAGGCCAAACAGGGCGCGUCCAAAACACAACCGGGCGCAAGCACCUUGAAGUCACAAAAGGACCCUACCUCUGGCUGGAGUAUCGAGGAGAUGCUCGAGACCGGAAUGGAUAAGGAUGGAAACAUCGUCUCGGACCCCUACUCCUAUAUCGACGGUGCUAAGCUGAGUAAAGGCCAGCACGGUCACCCGGAAGCGGACGAAGUGUCUGCAUCGCUCGACGACUUCGACUAA